This is a messenger RNA of Salvia hispanica, 1048 nucleotides long. RefSeq names its product putative glutathione S-transferase parA. Gene Ontology annotation, molecular function: glutathione transferase activity. Lineage: Eukaryota; Viridiplantae; Streptophyta; Magnoliopsida; Lamiales; Lamiaceae. Gene Ontology annotation, cellular component: cytoplasm. The record is from RefSeq and is a predicted model, not a curated record. Gene Ontology annotation, biological process: glutathione metabolic process.
GAGAGAGAAAAAAAACUGAAAAUCUGAGAGAAGUAAAAGAGAGAGAGAAAAAAUGGGGGAGAAGGUGAUUCUGCUGGAUCAGUUUGUUAGCAUGUUCGGAAUGAGGGCGAGAAUAGCGCUGGCAGCAAAAGGCGUGGUAUACGACUACAGAGAGCAAGACCUGUUCAACAAAAGCCAGCUUCUUCUCCAAUCCAACCCCAUUCACAAGCAAAUCCCCAUCUUGAUUCAGAACGAUAAGCCCGUCUGCGAGUCUCUCAUCAUUCUUGAGUACAUCGACGAGGUUUGGAACCAAGGAUACCCUCUUUUGCCUCCCCAUCCCUACCAGAGAGCUCAAGCUAGGUUCUGGGUUGAUUACAUCGACAAACAGUUCUAUGGUACUGGAAGGAAGAUCUGGUGUACGAGCAGCGAGGAAGAGCUGGAAGCAGGGAAGAAGGAAUUGGUUGAGACUCUGAAGCAGUUGGAAUCGCAGCUGGGCGAGGAGGCCUUCUUCGGGGGCGAAAGGCUGGGGUUUUUGGACGUGGUAUUGGUCCCGUAUUCGACGUGUUUCCACACCUACAAAAUGUGUAGUGGUUUCAGCAUUCGAGAGCACUGCCCCAAACUCACUCAAUGUGUGAAGAGGUGUAUAGACUUUGUGUCGGAAUCCUUGGCCGAUCCGGCUAAGAUUUAUGACUUCGUUUCAGUGAUGAGGAAGGUGCUCGGCCUCCACACCCUCUAAUUAAUUCCUACUACUCCCUCCGUCCCAGAGAAGUUGGCAUACUUUGAAAAUGGCACGGGAUUUUAGGAGGUUUUGUUUUGUGUGUUAAAUGGAGAGAGAAAAUAUAAUUUUUAUAUUCAUGUGAGAGAGAACUUUUUCCAAAAAGGGAAAUGUGACAUCUUUUGUGGGACAAACUAAAAAAGAAAGUGUGUCAACUUCUCUGGGACGGAGGGAGUACUAUCUCUUUUGUUUUCUGCGGUUGAGAUCGCCCAACCACAUGUAUCCUAGCUUAGUAGCUUAUCUGUUCAAAUUAUAUGUAUCGUACGCUCAAUAAUUGAUCGAAAUUUGGAAUUU